Penicillium crustosum is the source of this 660-nucleotide messenger RNA. RefSeq lists its product as uncharacterized. The record is from RefSeq and is a predicted model, not a curated record. The transcript is spliced from 2 exons. The coding region runs from base 1 to 660 and encodes 219 amino acids. Lineage: Eukaryota; Fungi; Ascomycota; Eurotiomycetes; Eurotiales; Aspergillaceae.
AUGAGCAUAUCCGAUGUCGACAAACCAACUAUUGAGCCGCGUUGGUCUGAGCUAUUUGCCACAAUUGAAGCCAAAUUCGAAGCCUCCAAUAUUGCCAAUGAAAAGUGGUAUCUCGCAACUUUAAGCGCAAUUUCGACGACGCCAGAAUCACACGUUGGUGGCCAGCUAUACCUGUACCUGAUAAGCCAACAAUUGUAUUCGACCACCAGUGAGCGCUGGAAGCUAAUUCGACGCAUGCGCGAGGCGCUAUUCAAGGACAUUGCUCUUCUCGGACUCCCUAAACCGACAGAGGCACUCCUCAGUAUCACCAAAGUCAUGUCCGAGGAAGAUGGAGAAUGUUUUCACCCGAGAAGUACGCUAUUUGGGCUAUUCAAAAAGCAUCCAGACUUCGGCUUUUGGCUUGCUGAUAUCACCUAUGGGUUACUCUUGUCCGACCGCCAGGUUUUGGAUGAUGUGGAUACGGAGAUGGUGGUCUUACCGGCGGUCAUGGGUCAGGACAUGCCCCGGAUGAUCUACUGGCAUAUCCGAGGAACAAGGCGGUUGGGGAUCUCCAAGAAAGAUGUGCAAAUGGUCAUGGAGUGUGUGCGUCUGGUCGUUGAAGCUUGCGGUGUGACAUUGAAGCAAGUACCCAGUGUGGAUGAUGUCGAUGAAGAUUUGUAG